Oncorhynchus gorbuscha (pink salmon) is the source of this 3098-nucleotide messenger RNA. Its product is annotated as TGF-beta receptor type-1-like. The transcript is spliced from 9 exons. NCBI's taxonomy places the organism in Eukaryota, Metazoa, Chordata, Actinopteri, Salmoniformes, Salmonidae. The record is from RefSeq and is a predicted model, not a curated record. Gene Ontology annotation, cellular component: plasma membrane; activin receptor complex. Gene Ontology annotation, biological process: transforming growth factor beta receptor signaling pathway; cellular response to growth factor stimulus; nervous system development. Gene Ontology annotation, molecular function: ATP binding; activin receptor activity, type I; SMAD binding. Bases 51 to 1556 code for a protein of 501 amino acids.
CCAAGCAAAGAAUACAGAAGUUGGUGAGAAAUUGCCCAGAGUAAUUUGUUAUGACAAUGGAUACAAUACGCUGUUAUUUCAUAUUUUUGGUCAUGUUUCUUGGAGCAGGAAUUCACAUAUCAAUCGCGUUGCAGUGCGACUGCCAGUGGUGUAGUAACAGUACCUGCUACACGGAUGGCCUGUGCUUUGUGUCCUUUGUCAAGUCGGGCAGUAAGAUGGUGGCACAGGGGAGCAGGUGUUUACUGGAAGCAGACCUCAUCCCUAAAGACAGGCCGUUCUUCUGCGCCCCUUCCAAGAAGGAGAACACUGGUGUUGUCCCUGUCUGCUGCAACAGAGACAUGUGUAACAAAGACCUCAACCCAGAAGACUACUCAGAGACAUUCCCCACAGCCCGUACCCCUCCACUGAGCCCAGUGACCCUGGCGGCCGUCAUCGCGGGGCCGGUGUGUAUGCUGUGUUUCGUGCUGCUACUGGUGUUCUAUGUGUGCCACAGCCGCUCGAUUAUCCACCACCGCGUGCCCAACGAGGAAGACCCUGCCAUGGACCACCCCUUCCUGGCUGACGGCCACACCCUCAAAAACCUCAUCUACGACAUGACCACCUCAGGCUCUGGAUCAGGUCUGCCCCUAUUGGUGCAGAGGACCAUAGCCAGGACCAUCAUCCUGCAGGAGAGCAUCGGAAAGGGGAGGUUCGGGGAGGUGUGGCGGGGCCGCUGGCGAGGAGAGGAGGUGGCCGUUAAGAUCUUCUCAUCCCGGGAGGAGCGCUCGUGGUUCCGUGAGGCCGAGAUCUACCAGACAGUCAUGCUUCGCCAUGAAAACAUCCUGGGCUUUAUUGCCGCUGACAACAAAGAUAACGGCACGUGGACCCAAUUGUGGCUGGUAUCAGAUUACCAUGAGCACGGCUCCCUUUUUGACUACCUGAACAGGUACACGGUGACAGUGGAGGGCAUGAUCAAGCUGUCCCUGUCCACCUCCAGCGGCCUGGCUCACCUGCACAUGGAGAUUGUUGGCACGCAAGGUAAACCUGCCAUCGCCCACCGCGACCUGAAGUCUAAGAACAUCCUGGUGAAGAAGAAUGGUACUUGCUGCAUCGCUGACCUGGGAUUGGCUGUCCGGCAUGACUCUGCCACUGACACCAUCGACAUCGCCCCCAAUCACAGAGUUGGAACCAAGAGGUACAUGGCCCCUGAAGUCCUGGAUGACUCCAUAAACAUGAAGCAUUUUGAGUCAUUCAAGCGGGCAGAUAUCUAUGCCAUGGGCCUGGUGUUUUGGGAGAUCGCACGGAGAUGCUCAAUAGGAGGUAUCCACGAGGACUACCAGCUGCCCUACUAUGACCUGGUCCAGCCAGACCCCUCGGUUGAGGAGAUGAGGAGGGUGGUGUGUGACCAGAAACUACGGGCCAACAUCCCCAACAGGUGGCAGAGCUGCGAGGUGCUGCGAGUGAUGGCUAAGAUCAUGAGGGAGUGUUGGUACUCCAACGGGGCGGCCCGCCUCACCGCGCUGCGCAUCAAGAAGUCCCUGUCCCAGCUCAGCCAGCAAGAGGGCAUCAAGAUGUAGACUAGAGGGUCAAGACUACCUGUCUGUCUGGACUUUCUUUCUGUCCCCAUCGCUAUGUGCUGUUCUCUUCGACAUCUCUUUCUCUGAAGAGGAAGGGAGGGGAUAGUACAAUUCAGGUGGGUGUGUGUACCUUUCAAUGUCUCAUUCCUUCAAGGCUGAUUGGAGAUUGCUUCUCUGCUCUUCUCUGUUCUCCUCUGAGAUUGCAUCAGGACAUGGGUGGAUUCUGGAUAACAUUCUAGACUCUGGAUGCAGAGACACAACCUCCUGUCCCUCCCGUUGUUUUGCCUGACUGUAUCCAUCUCUUCUUUCUUUACCCCAUGCAAGAAACGCUGGACUUUAUUGGAACCUCCUGUAGGAAUUCCAUUGCAAAUAUCCUGAAUCAAAGAAAAUAUGCAUUGAAAGAAAUUCUAAAUUUUGAUAUACCUCUCAAGGUCAGUGUCUAUUUAAGUGUUUUGUUUAAACAUGAUUAAGUGUUACUUAUAUGAAUUUCUUGAUUUCACUUCAUAUCUUUCACCUUAAAAUGUUUAUUUUACAGAUGCCAGAUCCAUAUUUUUUUAUGUGUUUUGUCAAGCAAAACAGAACAUGACCUCAUUAAGCUUUGUCAAAUAUGCAGUGAAAUAUGCAAUAUCUUGUUCAUUGCUAUGUAUAUAUGUUCCUUAAAGUGUAUACAGUGUAUACAGACAGUAUUCAGACCCCUUGACUUAUUCCACAUUUGUUACGUUACAGCCGUAUUCUAAAAUUGAUUAAAUUAUUUUUUCCCCACUGAUCAAUCUACCGUACACACAGUACCCAUAAUGACGAAGCAAUUUUUCUGUAUGAAUGUUUGCAAAUGUAUAUUUAAAAAAAACUUGGAUGGGGAGUGUUGCUGCACAGCUAUUUUCAGGUCUCUUCAGAAUUGUUUGAUCGGGUUCAAGUCCGGGCUCUGGCUGGGCCACUCAAGGAUAUUCACAGACUUUUCCCGAAGCCACUCUUGCAUUGUCUUGGCUCUGUGCUUAGGGUCCUUGUUCGGUUGGAACGUGAACCUUCGCCCCAAUUUGAGGUCCUGAGCACUCUGGAGCAGGUUUUCAUCAAGGAUCUGUCUGUACUUUGCUCUGUUCAUCUUUACUUUGAUCGUGACAAGUCUCCCAGUCCUAGCCACUGAAAAACAUCCCCAGAGCAUGAUACUGCCACCACCAUGCUUCACCGUAGGGAUGGUGCCAGGUUUCCGCCAGAUGUGACGCAAUCUUGGUUACAUCUGGCCACUCUACCAUAAAGGCCUGAUUUGGUGGAUUCCUGCAAAGAUAUCUAUCUUUUUUUAUAAUUUAAAAGUUUACAACUUUUUUCUCCCCAAUUCCAUGGCAUCCAAUUGGUAGUUGGUCUUGUCUCAUCGCUGCAAUUCCCAUACAGACUAGGAAGAGGUGAAGGUUGAGAGCUGUACGUCCUCCGAAACACAACACAACCCAGCCAAGCUGCCCUUCUUCUUGACACAAUGCCCACUUAACCCGGAAGCCAGCCACACCAAUAUGUCGGAGGAAACACCAUACACCUGGCGACCGUGUCAGC